AUGACAACACAUUGCACAAUUUUGCUUUUAGAUUCAAACUGUUCAUCACGAAUUUUACGAGAAAAAUAUGACCUGGAAAGAAAGGCUCUCAAGGCAAUUCCCUUCUUUUCCGAAAUUGCCCAACUAUUCGAAUUUGAUCCGAUCAUGUAUGGACUGGCAUUGGAGAGGAUGAAGUUGGAUAAUUUAUUCAUCUCUGAGUGUAUGAGAAACAAUGAAGAGAUUAUGCUGAAGGCUAUCCGAUUGGAUUUUUGUAGAAUUUAUGAUGCAAGUAAUGAAUUGAAGAAAAAUCGAGAAUUUGUGAUGAAGGCUUUGAGAGUGAAUGGGAGAGCUUUUGAACUGAUGGUAAACGAGUUGCGAAACGAUCAAGAAUUGGUACGAUUGGCUAUUGAGAAUGGAUGUGGAGAUGCCUUGGAGUUUGCAAAUGAAGAUCUUAGGUCUGAUAGAGAAUUAGUGUUGAAGCUAUCAGAAAUUCGAUGA
Naegleria gruberi is the source of this 477-nucleotide messenger RNA. RefSeq lists its product as uncharacterized. The transcript has a single exon. The record is from RefSeq and is a predicted model, not a curated record. The coding region runs from base 1 to 477 and encodes 158 amino acids. NCBI's taxonomy places the organism in Eukaryota, Heterolobosea, Eutetramitea, Acrasida, Naegleriidae.